AUGAUUUGGGGGAAACAGCAAGACAAAGCGCCCGAGGUGGUACAGCAACCCAUUCCGCGCGAGAAGCUGCCGGACCAGCUUCAGAAGCUCGUUGACCACGACGAUGGCUUCUACGAUGACAUUUAUUCCUCCUAUUCUGUUGACUCCACGGAAACUCCCUACCGAUAUGCCGGUUACGCUACUCGACUUCGCACGAUUCUGCUCUCCGCCCACCGCUAUGUCGCCUACACCUCUGACAUCGGCGAAUCCUUCCGCCCCGUCGCGCACCCGUGGCUCGUGCGCUCCGCCUACGGUAUUUCAUGGACGUAUUUGAUCGGCGACGUCGCGCACGAAGGAUACAAGGCCUACCUGCGCAACCGCAGCCUGCUCGCCCCGCCAUGUGAGGCCUACAAAGAUGCCAGCGACCUCUCUCCUGAACAAGUCGCCAAGGGCAUGGUGACCGGCAACCUGACCAAGCCUCUCACCUCGACAUCGACCGACACGCUCACUCCCUGGCCUACCACCGAGAUUCCCCUCAUCGAGGACUAUCGCAUGGUGAUGGCCAAGCGCGCCGUGUUCCAAAGUAUAGCCAGUAUGGGUCUGCCGGCCUUCACCAUUCAUUCCGUCGUGAAAUACUCGGGCCGGAUGUUCAAGAAAUCCUCGAACACUUUCCUCCGCACCUGGUCUCCCAUCGGACUCGGUCUGGCCGUCGUUCCCUUCCUCCCGUAUCUCUUCGACGAGCCCGUCGAAGAAGCCGUCGAGUGGGCCUUCAGCCGCGGGCUCUGGCUCUACGGCGGCGACGAAGCCGUCCGCCCCCUCCCUCCGCCCAAGGCCGCCCACGUCUCUCAGGACGAAGCCACCUCCCUCAGCCACUACCUCCGCGUGCAGACGGAAAAGCACAACAAAGAGUCGCUGGGCUUCGACGCCAGCGUCUCCGACUCGGCCGCCAACCUCUCCUGGGAGGCAUACAAGGAGGAGCGCCAACGAGCGAAGGAGCAGCGCCAGCGGGAGCGCGAGCAGCACGGCCACACGGGUCCCCUCUCUUUUUUGAAUGGGUUAACCAAGGAAAAGACGGAGUAA
Molecule: messenger RNA, 1059 nt
Organism: Aspergillus aculeatus ATCC 16872
Lineage: Eukaryota; Fungi; Ascomycota; Eurotiomycetes; Eurotiales; Aspergillaceae
Product: mitochondrial fission process 1 family protein
Exons: 3
Coding region: 1-1059 (352 amino acids)
Biological process (GO): mitochondrial fission
Cellular component (GO): mitochondrion
Source: RefSeq, a predicted model, not a curated record